Ylistrum balloti is the source of this 894-nucleotide messenger RNA. RefSeq names its product sulfotransferase 1C3-like. Gene Ontology annotation, molecular function: sulfotransferase activity. The record is from RefSeq and is a predicted model, not a curated record. NCBI's taxonomy places the organism in Eukaryota, Metazoa, Mollusca, Bivalvia, Pectinida, Pectinidae. The transcript is spliced from 5 exons. Gene Ontology annotation, cellular component: cytoplasm. Gene Ontology annotation, biological process: sulfation. The coding region runs from base 1 to 894 and encodes 297 amino acids.
AUGGAGUUUGUUGAAGUAUGUAGUGAAGACAAAACAAAUAAGUAUAGUUUUAAGCGUUAUAAUGGUCGGCCCUUCCACAUGAUAACGCCAGGAAAUGUCAGGGAUCAACUCCAAAGGUUCGCAGAAAUCCAAUGUAGGGAGAAUGAUGUGCUAUUAUGUACAUAUCCCAGGUCUGGUACUCAUUGGGUCUACAACACUGUGCAGAUGCUAAGGUUAGGAACAUUGACCUACUCAGGGACACCUAUUGUGGCUGACUUCGAAGAUCUAAAACUAAUAGAACAGAUCGCGACACCUAGAACAUUUCUGACGCAUUUCACCUUUCCAUUGAUCCCGACAGAUGCAAAGAAGGGUGUUCCAAAGGUCAUUUUUGUCUCGAGGAAUCCGAAGGAUGUGUUGGUGUCUUAUUUUCAUUUCCUUGACAACAUGAGAAACACUGGAUUUGAAGGCGAUUUCAAUUUUUUCGUGAAGUUCUUUUUGUCAGAAGAAUAUUUCACAUCGGGUGCAUCCUGGUUCACAUAUAUGAAAGAAUGGGCAGAUGGUUUUAAGCAGCAUCCAAAAAUGCGUGUCCUGUCCAUAGCAUAUGAGGAUUUCAAGAAGGACACGUUUGGCUCUAUUGUAAAGUUAGCUGAUUUCCUGGAGGUGCAGAAAGAUCCGACAUUUUUACGAGAAGUUGAAAAAAAUGUCACUUUUGAACAUCUGAAGGAAGGUCAUUCGAAAAUAACAGGAGAAAUAGACAGAUGGUCAGUGGUGGAUAAGAACGGCAGGGUACCCAUUUACAGGAAAGGUAAAGUUGGUGAUUGGAAGAACAUGUUCACUGUGGCACAGAACGAAUACUUCGACGCCGUGUAUCUGGAGAAAAUGGCAGGAUAUGAAUUUGCGUUUGAGUACGAAUAA